Erigeron canadensis is the source of this 2622-nucleotide messenger RNA. Its product is annotated as sterol 3-beta-glucosyltransferase UGT80A2-like. The transcript has 14 exons. Lineage: Eukaryota; Viridiplantae; Streptophyta; Magnoliopsida; Asterales; Asteraceae. Gene Ontology annotation, molecular function: UDP-glycosyltransferase activity; hexosyltransferase activity. Gene Ontology annotation, biological process: carbohydrate metabolic process. Bases 259 to 2229 code for a protein of 656 amino acids. The record is from RefSeq and is a predicted model, not a curated record.
AAUCAAAUUUUCAGUUAUUUUUCACACACAAUCCUCUCUGUCCCACUAUCUCUUUACGCUACCAAAAUUCCGAUAAUCGGAAUCACACAAUCCUUACAAACACUCUGUCAAUAACAAUAACAACUAUAUAUAUUAUAAUAUAAUAUAUACAUAUUAUAUAUAAUAUCACCGGAACUCGACGGUUUUAUAACUGUUUUCAUAGAUCUCGCUUCGGAAGCAGCAGUAACCACUUAUUUUAGGAUCGGAGAAGUUGCGGCGAUGGAGAAAUCGCCGGAACCGGUGAGUAAGGAAGAUCAGGUUAGCUCGAAUUCAGUAGAAGGUUCUGGAAAGCUUGAGAAGGAAGUUACUGAAGAAAGCAGUAGCAGCAGCAAAAUAGGAGAUGAUGAUACUGCUGCUGUUGCUGUUAGUAAAGAUGCUUCUGUUGCGGUUACUAAUGGCGGUAACGGUCAUUCCGGGUCUGAUGGCAGGAGCUUACCUACAUUGCGUAAAUUGCAAUCAGAAAUCUCGAGUUUUCUAUUAGGAAGUGCUUCUAAGUUAGAUUCAUCAUCUAGUCAGUUUAAGCUGGAAAAAUCAAAAACUGAAAGGCCUAACCGUAGUUAUAUGCUUGCUGAAGAGAGACCUUACAAGCAUAAUGAAAAGCUGUCUGCACAACAGCAGCUCCAAUUGUUGAACAGAAUUGCUACUGUAAAAGAUGAUGGCACAGUAGAAUUUGAGAUGCCUUGCGAUCUUGAAAUGAAUGCUUUGGGGGGUGGAAAUGGGCAAGUUUACAAUGUAUGCGGUGAAGAUAAUCCCGACUCAUCCGAACCUCGGUAUUUUCGACCAUUACAAAUAGUAAUACUUAUUGUUGGAACUCGUGGUGAUGUGCAGCCAUUCGUUGCAAUUGGAAAACGUUUGCAGGAAUAUGGUCAUCGUGUUAGACUGGCAAGCCAUUCAAACUAUAAAGAGUUUGUCUUGACUGCUGGUUUGGAGUUCUACCCUCUUGGUGGAGAUCCUAAAGUUCUUGCUGAAUACAUGGUUAAGAAUAAAGGGUUUUUGCCUUCUGGUCCUUCAGAAAUUAAUGCUCAGAGGAGUCAGAUGAAAGACAUUAUUUUUUCAUUACUUGCAGCAUGCAAAGAACCUGAUCUUGAUACCGGAAUUCCUUUUAAAGCAGAUGCAAUGAUGGCCAAUCCCCCAGCAUAUGGACAUACACAUGUUGCAGAAGCACUGAAAAUACCCAUUCAUAUAUUUUUUACAAUGCCUUGGACGCCUACUAGCGAAUUUCCUCAUCCUCUAUCUCGUGUCAAGCAACCGGCUGGAUAUAGACUGUCAUAUCAAAUAGUUGACUCUUUGAUUUGGCUUGGAAUUCGAGACAUGAUAAACGAUGUUAGGAAGAAAAAGCUGAAGCUGCGACCUGUUACGUAUCUAAGUGGUUCUCAAGGCUCUGAUGCUAAUAUUCCGUAUGGAUACAUUUGGAGUCCUCAUUUAGUUCCCAAACCAAAAGAUUGGGGACCUAAAAUUGAUGUGGUUGGAUUUUGUUUCCUUGAUCUUGCUUCAAAUUACAAACCUCCUGAAGAUCUUGUACGCUGGCUUGAAUCUGGUCCAAAGCCUAUCUACAUUGGGUUUGGUAGCCUUCCUGUUCAAGAGCCUGAGAAAAUGACACAGACGAUUGUCAAAGCUCUAGAAAAGACAGGACAAAGAGGCAUCAUCAACAAAGGAUGGGGUGGCCUUGGUAACUUGAAAGAGCCAAAGGAUUUUAUUUAUACACUGGACAACGUCCCUCAUGACUGGCUUUUCUUGCAAUGUGCAUCUGUGGUACACCAUGGAGGCGCUGGAACUACAGCUGCUGGUCUUAAAGCUGCGUGCCCAACUACAAUUGUACCUUUCUUUGGUGACCAACCCUUUUGGGGAGAACGAGUUCAUAGCAGAGGUGUUGGGCCGCCACCCAUACCUGUUGAGCAGUUUUCACUGAACAAGUUGGUUGAUGCUAUUAAAUUUAUGUUAGAUCCCAAGGUAAAGGAACGAGCGGUGGAACUUGCAAAGGCAAUGGAGAAUGAGGAUGGUGUUGAAGGGGCUGUUAGAGCCUUCUUAAAACAUCUUCCACUACAAAUGCCCGAUAAGAAUCCCCCAACUAAACCUGCAAAAGUACCUCCAACCAAACCCUCAAAAGCUUCUCCACCCAAACAGUCGAGUUCACGACCACCCAAACGUUCAAGUUCAAUUUCUAUAUCUGGUUGUUUUGGGUGUGCAUAAGUGCAAACUUUACAAUUGAAGUAUUGAGUAACCAGUUACCACCUCUACUGAUAUAUGUUUUGCCAGCAUGCGUAUCUCAAGUUUCUAUCAAGUAUAGCCUCUCAUUUUAAUGUGUGUACUUUAUGCAUUUGAUGUCACCGUUGAUAGAAAUUUUGCAGUCCUGUUUGCCUUGCCAAAAAAAUAGUGAAAGGAAAAAGAAUCAUGCUGCCUCAUUGCUCUAUUGUUUGAUUAUUUGUUUUCCUGUUCAUGUAUAUUCAUUUACGCGUUAGAAGGGUGUUUCUUCUUUGAUUUGGUUUUAGCCGUUUUGUAAUUUGUAUAGUUCAUCCUUUUAUAAUUACUAUUUAUAUUGAGUUAUACUGUAUUUAUUAAUUUAUAUAAAACCAAAGUUGAUUA